This is a messenger RNA of Mercenaria mercenaria, 8780 nucleotides long. RefSeq lists its product as uncharacterized. Gene Ontology annotation, cellular component: nucleus. Gene Ontology annotation, biological process: regulation of transcription by RNA polymerase II. The coding region runs from base 681 to 3491 and encodes 936 amino acids. Lineage: Eukaryota; Metazoa; Mollusca; Bivalvia; Venerida; Veneridae. The transcript is spliced from 3 exons. The record is from RefSeq and is a predicted model, not a curated record.
ACAUUCACAUCCACCAUUUGCACAAGUCGAUAUAAAUAUUUCUUUAAGAAAGAGUAUCGGCUCUGUAUGAGAAAUAUAUGAAAGAAUAGGAGGCUGGACUUCUUUUCCGCUGAAGAUGCAGUGUUUCACAUCAUUCUGCAGACUUGUGAAUCAUGAGAGAAGUCGCUGAAAAAUUGAAUCGCUGACAAGCAUACAACAAACAAAUCAAUACAGUAUCUUCAUCCAAAAUUGAAGAAUGCGACUGGUAGUUACAAUGAAAUGAAAGUUUAAAACAAAACCAUACAAUUAAAUUCUGUAAAUGCACUUAAUAACAGAGGAUUUUAUAAGUUAGGCUUAGAUGUAACAACCGAAACUAAAUCCAAAGAAUUUACAGAAUAAAUCAAUUUGAAUACAGGCAGUAGAGCAGAUAAUUGGAAUAUCAGAAUGAGUUUUUAGUAUGAGACAAAGUAAAUACGAUUUCAGAAUGGAUAAAAAUGAAACAUAGAAGGAUAUUACUAUGGAAACGGUGAAGGUAGAAAGUUCUCAAAAUUAAGAAAUUUGACAGAUGCUAUAAAGGAAACCUUGAUAACUCGGAAGACUUUUCGGUAGUUAAGUCUGAAAAUGAUGUAAAUAUUAAAACAAGUGGCUGUGUAAAUGACCAGGGGAACCCGAAGGAUUUAGAAUUGAACGGGUAUGUUAAAAUGGAAGGAGAAUUCGAACAAAUAAUUGUUGCUAAAAAUGAUUGUGUUUCACCUGAAAUUACAGGUUCAGUCACUGUAGAAGUUAAUGAUUCUGGGCAAAACAUAACUGUAAAAACUGAAACUGAGACUCAGCAGCAGACUGAUGAGGCAGUUUUGUAUCUGGAUGAAUUUUCACCAAAUCUAAGUAUGAAAACCGAGAAUGAAACUCGGCAGCAUACUGAUCAGGCCUUUGUUUGUCAAGAUGAAUUUUCACCAAAUUUAAGUAUUACAGCUGAAAAUGAAACUCAUGAGCAGACUGGUCGGGCCUUAGUCAGUGUGAAUAAUUUUUCAGGAAAUCUAACUAUCAACAGUGAAAAUGAAACUUGGCAGUCAACUGAACCGGCCUUUGUCAAUGAGGAUGAAUUUUCACCAAAUCUUUGUAUUAAAAGUGAAAAUGGAACUCGGCAGCAAACAGAUCCGGCCUUUUUCAUUGAGAAUAAUUUUUCACCAACUCCAUGUAUUGAAACUGAAAAUCAGAAUCAGGGGGAGGCUGAUCCGAUCUUUAUCAGUAAGGAUGAAAUUUCAUCUAAUCUAAGUAUUAAAGCUGAAAAUGAAUUUCUAGGAAAUGAUUGUCAUCCAAUUGAAAAUUUUAACACAGCAUCUGAAUUGUCUACAAAGUGCCCAAGUUGUGAACAUGAAUUUGCAGAUUAUUUGCAGUAUCUGGAUCACCGGCUAUUAUGUGUAGCAGGGAAAGACCAGCUUGAUGCUUUUGAAGUGAAGGUAGAGACAGAUGAUAUUACAGAACCUGCUUUUGAAUAUAUCAUUCAGAACACUGAACAUUUGGAGCAAAACAGAACUUUACCAGAGGUCAAACAGGAGAUUUAUGAAACGGACUUCGAAGCUGAAAAGAGUAGUUUGGUUACUGAGCAACAUGAAGCCACAGAUAAGCUAAACAUUCCAACACAAGCCGUACCUCAGUUGCUUGUACAGAACAGUGCUUUAUGCAAUAAUAUGCAUAGUCCUAAAACUCAAAGUCAAGAAGAUGAAGUUCUGAUAGCAUGUUUUUAUUGCAGUGAGACAUUUUUGCGUGAAAGCAUGUGUAUCAGAUUUGAUAAAUACAUAGAACACUUGCAAAAGCAUCUAAACAAGAUUAAUAGAUAUGAUACAAUUGAUGUGAAUCAUGAAGUUGAGCGUCUGAACAAUUAUUUAAGGAACAUGUUUACCUUGAAGACUUGCAGAAUUACUGCAACCAUUUGUCAGAAUGCAACUUGUAAUUACAUAUUUGUAGAUAUGUCAGCUGCUGAAAAACAUAACCUAAUUGUACAUUUUGGUUUCCUUUAUGUUUGCACAAAGGUUGAUUGUCAUAAAGUAUUCCCUAAUAAGGGUUCAUUACGUUCACAUGAAAUUGUUGAUCAUGCAAAGAUAGUCGAUAUUUACUCAGCCAAAAGACCUAAAAAUGCAAAGACUAGAAGUGAUACUAAUGGCCUAAAAACUGCCUCAGUUGGUACCGUUAUUGAAAAAGCAAAGUCGGUUAAGCGUCAAAGGGAAGUAACUAAUACAUGUAGAAUAUGUGGUAAAGAAUUUUCAACUUCAGUAGGUCUGAAGUCACACUUGAUCUGUGAUCAUCCAGGUAUGACUCCAAAGCAGCUGGAUUAUUUUUCUGGCCAUUGUGAAAAUGAACUGCUAAAAUUAGAUGUCUCAGAAAAAGAGGAAGGUGUCAUUGACAAUUCUUUGAAUCCAGAGAAAAAAAGAGUUAAGCUUUGUAAACCAGAUUACGUACAUUUGCUCUCAGAGGAAUCAGAAAAACUAGACAAAGAUGCAAGUAACUGUGCUAAAGUAAGACCAUACAGAAAUAGAAAAUAUAUGACAAGGCAAAGAAAGCAUCAGUUAAUAUAUGACAGAAAUGAUCUACAGAAUAAACUGGCAGUUUGUCAGACAGCAGCUAAUAUUGAUCAAAUGGGAAUAACAGCAGUGACAAAUAAAUCAUGUAAUGGGGUUAAUGAGAAAGAUGAGGACGUAAACGUAAUGAUUAACAAUAUUCUAGACAAUGCAAAAGACAUAAAUGAUAUCAUGAAUGUGGACGCUUGUAAAAUGGAUGGUACAGAGAGAGAACUUGGAAAAAGUGUUGCUAUGAGAAAGCCGAGGAAACGUUCAAGGAAGAAAGUCAGACAUAAAAAGAAAUCAAAACUUGGGAAGGCGACAAGUUCUUGUAAGGAGAAGAAUGAGAAUGACAAAAACGAUGAAAAACAGUGCGGAAAGAGCUCUGAAAGUGUUGAUGAAGAUGUAAAACAUUCUGUUGAAAAAGACACUGUUGCAAACACUUUCCCAUGCAAGUUUGGAUGUCAUACGGUGUUUUAUACAGAUAAAGAUUUAAUAAAGCAUGUAAAUAAGCAGCAUGUUACCAAAUUUCCAUGUAAAAGUGCAGGCUGUAAAAUGGUGUUUGGAACGACUGAAGAAAGAAGGAAGCAUGUUAAAGAAAAACAUAUGUAUUUUCAUCCAUCACUGGUUAAAUAUAAAUGUACACAUCCUGGAUGUUUUAAAGGCUUUUAUAGAAAAUUUGACUUGCAUGAACACUUGCGCAUUUGUACCCUUGGUCCAAGUAUAAAUCCGAAGAUAACUUCAUCAGAUAACGGUAUUUCAGAAUUAAGGAAAAAAUUGUUAGAGGAUGAAUUAAGAAUGGAAGAAGCUGACUCAAAUGAGAUCCAAGAUGAUGCAAAUGUAAAUGGCAACAUCCGCAAAUUGUGUUGGUAUAUUUGUCCUAUGAAUCAGUGCUAUUAUGGAAGUGAAGUGAAAAAUAAUAUUUACGAACAUUUGAAAACUGUACAUAUUUGAAAUUCACGAAAGAAUAGAUAAUGCUACCAAGAAGAAAUUUUACUGUUUUUGCUAUUGACACAAAAUUUACUGAUAAAAACAACCAUUGUAGUGCUUGUUAGCUCACCUGUGCCAAAGGCUCAGAGUGAGCUUAUGUGAUCGCUCACCCGUUUGUUCGGCCACACUUACCUUUAAACAACUUCUUCUCCUAAACCACCAAGCCAAUUUUGAUGAAACUUCACAGGAAUGAUCCUUGGAUGGUUUGCUUUAAAAAUUUUCAAAGAAUUGAAUUCCGUAGAGAACUCUGGUUGCCAUGGCAAUAAAUUUUUUUUUAAAAAUCUUUUGUCCAAAACCACAAGGCCUAAGGCUUUGGUUAUGUAGCAUCAUCAGUGGGCCUCUACAAAGACUGUUCAGAUCAUCCCCCUAGGGUCAAAUAUGGCCCCGCCCCGGGGUUCACAUGAUUUAUAUCGACUUACAAUAUGUCUGUAAAUCUUCCAAAGGGAAGUAUAGUACAAAUCUGUGUUGAAAUAAAGAGUAAAAUAUCAACAUAGAUAUAUAUCGACUUAUAUAGGGAAAAACUUUGAAAAUCUUCUUAUCCAAAACCAUAAGGCCUAGGGCUUUGAUAUUUAGUAUGUAGCAUCAUCUAGUGGGCCUCUAUAAAGGUAGUUCAAAUUAUCCCCUAGGAUAUAAUAUGACCCCGCCCUGUGGGGGUUACAUGGUUUAUAUAGACUUGUGUAUGGAAAAACUUUGAAAAUCUUCUUGUCAGAAACAAAAGGGCCUAGGGCUUUGAUAUUUAGUAUGUAGUAUCAUAUAGUAGCCUCUACCAAGAUCGUUCAAAUGAUCCCCCUAGGAUGAAAUAUGACCCCGCCCAUGGGGGUCACAUGGUUUAUAUACACCUUAAAAAUCUUCUUGUCUGAAACCACAAGACCUAGGCGUUUCAUAUUUGGUAUGUAGCAUCGCCUUGUGGUCCUCUAUUAAGAUUGUUCAAAUUAUUCCCCUGGAGUGAAAAAAGGCUCUGCCACGGGGUUCCCUAGUUUUACAUAGACGUAUAUAGUAAAGAACUUUGAAAAUCCUUUUGCCUGAAACUGCAAGGCCUAUGCUUUUGAUAUUUGGUGUGUUGCAUUACCUAAUGGUCUACUACCAAAAUUAUUCAAAUUAUGCCCAUGGGGUGAAAGAGGCCCUGCCCAGGGGGUCCCAAGUUUUACAUAGACUUGUAUAGGAAAAAAUACUUUAAAAAUCUUCUUGUCUGAAAGUUCAAGGCCUAUGCCUUUGAUAUUUUGUAUAUAUCAUUACCUAGUUGAUCUCUUACAAGAUUAUUCGAAUUAUGCCCAUGGGGUGAAAAGAGGCCCCGCCCCAGGGGUCCCAAGUUUUAUAUUUACCUGAUGACCCCAAGUGAUAAGGGUCACCCGACUGUGACCUUGACCUACUGACCUACUUUCUUAUUUUUAUGCCCCCCUUCGAAGAAGGAGGGGUAUAUUGUUUUGCAGAUGUCGGUAUGUCGGUCGGUCUGUCGGUCGGAAUGUAGACCAAUCAGUUUCCGGAUGAUAACUCAAGAACGCUUGGGCCUAGGAUCAUGAAAGUUGAUAGGGUGGUUGGUCAUCACCAUCAGAUGACCCCUAUUGAUUUUGAGGUCUGUAUGUCAAAGGUCAAGGUCACAGUGACCCUGAAUAGUAAAACGGUUUCCGGAUGAUAACUCAAGAACACUUGGGCCUAGGAUCAUGAAAGUUGAUAGGGAGGUUGGUCAUUACCAGCAGAUGACCCCUAUUGAUUUUGAGGUCUGUAUGUCAAAGGUCAAGGUCACAGUGACCCUGAAUAGUAAAACGUUUUCCGGAUGAUAACUCAAGAACACUUGGGCCUAGGAUCAUGAAAGUUGAUAGGUAGGUUGGUAAUGACCAGCAGAUGACCCCUAUUGAUUUUGAGGUCAGUAUGUUAAAGGUCAAGGCCACAGUGACCCUGAACAGUUAAACAGUUUCCGGAUGAUAACUCAAGAACGCAUAGGCCUAGGGUAACAAAAGUUCAUAGGGAGGUUGGUCAUGACCAGCAGAUGACCCCUAUUGAUUUUGAGGUCAGUAUGUUAAAGGUCAAGGUCACAGUGACCAGGAACAGUAAAACGGUUUCCGGGCAGUAACUCAAGAACGCUUGGGUCUAGUUUCAGGAAAAUUGAUAGUUAGGUUGGUCAUGAUCAGCAGAUGACCCCUAUUGAUUUUGAGAUCAUUAGGUCAAAGGUCAAGGUCACGAACAGUUAAAGCAGUUUCUGAUCUUCUUGUCUAAAACCGCAGAGCUUAGGGCUUUGAAAUUUAGUAUGAAUUAUCAUCUAGUGGUCCUCUACCAAGAUGAUUCAAAUUAUUGCCCUGGGAUCUAAUAUGGUCCCGCCCUGGGGGUCACAUGGUUUAUAUAGACUUACAUAGGGAAAAGCUUUUAAAAUCUUCUUGUCAGUAACCUACAACAUCUAAAUUUUGACCAUAUGUAUGGUUUUGAGUGGCAAGAUGAACCUUGACAUGAGUUGACCUUGACCUAGUGACCUACUUUCACAUUUCUGUAGCUACAGCCUUCAAAUUUGGACCACAUGCAUAGUUUUGUGCACCGAAAACAAUUUUGACCUUGACAUUGACCUAGUGACCUACUUUCACAUUUUUGAAGGUACAGGCUUCAAAUUUGGACCACAUGCAUCAUAAAUUUUGUGUUCCGAAAUGAAAUUUGACCUUGAUUUUGACCUAGUGACCUACUUUCACAUUUCUCAAGCUACAGCCCUCAAAUUUGGACCACAUGGAUAGUUUGACCUUGAAAUUGACCUAGUGACCUACUUUCACACUUUUGAAGGUAAGGCUUCAAAUUUGGACCACAUGCAUAGUUUUGUGUACCGAAAAGAACUUUGAUCUUGAGAUUGACCAAGUGACCUACUUUCACAUUUCUGAUUGUACAGACUUCAGAUUUGGACUGCACGCAUAUUAUUGUGUUCUGAAUUGAAAUUUGACAUUAAUAUUUACCUACUACCUACUUUCACAUUUCUCAAGCUACAGCCUCCAAAUUUUGAAGCACUUGCAUAUUUCUGUCAACCGAAAUGAACUUUGACUUUGAUAUUGAUCUAGUGACCUACUUUAACAUUUCUCAAGCCACAGUUUUCAAAUUUGGACCACAUACACAUUAUAUUGUAACGAAAUGAAAUUUGACCUUGAUUUUGACCUUGAGCUAGUCUUGAAAUUUGGAACAUUCAAAAAUGGCUCAGUGGAUGGGAUCAGUAUCACUUUGUAAUCUCUUGUUAGGUUAAAGGUCAAAGUCAGAUUAAAACAGAAUUGUAGAACUUUAAUUUACAGUGAGCAUAUAAUUUCUGUUCCUUGUGCAAUUACUAAAUGCAUCAAGGGGGCAUUUCGUGUUCGACGAGCUCUUGUUUAAGAUACAGCCUUGAAAUUUGGAUGACAUGUACAGUUUUGCACACUCAUCUUAAAACUGACUUUCAGUGACCAUGAAUAUGACCUACUGACCUACUUUCUUGUUUUUUAAACUUUAGCAAAGAAAUUUGUUCAAGCAAGCAACUCAGGUGAGCGAUAUAGGGCCAUCAUGGCCCUCUUGUUUUUGUUUUUUACCAUAAAUUUUAAUUAAAAGUAUUCAAGCUAGGCGUAUUAGACUGAGUAUGUGAAUAGAGGUCAGUAUGUAGAUUACGCACAUAUAUGACUUAAGCUUGUAGGUCAUAGGACAGUAAAAAUUGAUUCCGCUCAAUGACUUCUAUAUGCAUCUUAGUGCUACACACAAACGUUCCCUAUGAUGAGAAAAUGUGUCGAAACAUGAUCUAUGCUUGUCGGUUAAUAGUAAAAAAAAAACAAGGAUGAAUAUCCAACAGGGAAAGCCACGUUCAAAAAACGCAGCCGCCCCAAAGACACACACGAGCAACUCCCGCACACCACACACAAAAAUUAACACAAAAGGACAAAACAAACAAAUACAGGAACACAGAGGGGCACCGCCUUGGAACGGUCAGUGGCAAAGUCACCACUGAUGAGUUUAAACCAGUUUAUGGUGCACCUAACCUCACUCUUACUGCCACUGUUUAAGGUCAAGUAAAAAAUUGUUUCUGUUCCAUAACUUUUAAUUGCAUUGAAAGGUCUGUUUUAUUACUACACAGAAAUGUUCCCCGUGAUUAGAUAAUAUGUCGUGCUCAUGGCCCAUGGUUAUCAAUCAAGGUCACACUAUUGAAGGUCAAGAAAAAUUGUUUCUGCCCUGUAAGUUUUAUGUGCAUUGAUGGAUUAUCUUAGUAAGUUAGUACUGCAUACAAAUGUUCCCCUAGAUGAGAUAUGUAUGGUGUACAUGACUUGUGUUUGUUAGUCCAUGUCACUAUUGUAAAAUAAGUAAAAAGAUUUUUGGUUGCGGGUUUAUCCCGUAACCAAAGUUAAGUGUAUUUCUGACAAUCAUGUAGCAUCUUUAUUUGAUUCCAAAUCACAUCCAAAGGAUAUGUUCAUGUGCUACACAAAGUAGUUCCAUUCAUGAACAAUGCGGAUGAAUUAUCAAUCAUCAAGUAGUUCUUAUUCAUCCUCUGUAUCCAUUCACGCUGGCCAUUUAGAUUAAAUUAGAUCUGUCAAUGAUUAGGAAUUCCAGCCUAUGGUUACAUCACUGACUUCCAGCUGUUCAUGUAAGGCCAGGCAGAGUUUAUCUUAGAUAUGAGGCACAUUAGUAUUUGUUUCUUAUACAUGUAUAUUUAAAGAUUGGCAUUUAAAAUGAAAUUAAAUCUAGCAAAACCUGCAACCAUCAGACAUCUCAAGGCUUUGAUUUGUUUCUUAGCUCCUAAAUGCGUUGAAGCAGUUUUAGUCUUACAGUGUUACCAGUAAGUACAUGGAACGAACACUAACAAAGUUUUCCACAGGUAGGGUACCUGUAUUGCCACUGUAAUGCUCGGUCUGUUGUUGUUUUAUCCAUAGAAUAUGUCAUAUUAAUUGACGAGGGCUGUACGAGCAUAAAAAACAUUUUUUGGAUAAUUUUAGAUUGCAUAGAAUGUUUAUACAUAAAUAUUAUACUUCAUUUAAAUUUCGUUUUACAUGUGUUUGAAACAUUUUCAUUUUACAUUUUAUUUGUUAUUAUAUGUGAUUUGUAUAAUUGUAUUUGUAGAUUUACAUUUACAUCAUGGCGGUUCUUUGGUUGAAAUUUUAAGUAAGACCAAAGAGCUAUAAAAUACUUAUGUUUAUACCUCCUUGGUAGGACAUAGUUCUUUAGAAAAACAAAUGACUAUCCAGAAAUGCUGCAACGCUUUAGAUUAUUAAUUUCAUCAUAUAAAUGACAUUGUAUUCCUUUAUAAAAUAAAGGUUUAUUUCUGUUACUUUU